GUGUUUUUAUUGUUGAAGUACCACUGCCGUGUUUGCACAGUUGGUAGAGUCCAAUGUCCUCUGCCUGGUGAAUGAAGUGCUGAAGGCCACGGCUUGGUGUAAACAGAAGGAACCAUGGUGAACUUUGUAGCACUUGCCCGGGAGCAUUGGGUGAACAUACUGGUGCCCAUGGGCUUUGUGAUUGGAUGGUACCUUGACAAACAACAGGACCAAAAGUUGACAGCAUUCAGGAACAAAAGUGUUCUGUUCAGCAGGGAGCUAAAGCCUGGUGAGGAGGUGACCUGGAAGUAAACUGCCCCUACAUGGAAUGUGUCCUGUCAUCUGUGGUGUGAAUGAUCAGAAUGAAAUCAGAAUAUUUAAGAAGACGUAUCUCUGUUUUUGAGUUGGAUCAACCAAUAAUCUUUACUAUUAUGUGUUGUAUCAACCAUUAAUAAAAAUGCCCUCAAUGCUCAAAAUCA
Messenger RNA from Micropterus dolomieu (smallmouth bass), 458 nucleotides. Its product is annotated as NADH dehydrogenase [ubiquinone] 1 beta subcomplex subunit 1-like. Gene Ontology annotation, cellular component: mitochondrion. The coding region runs from base 115 to 291 and encodes 58 amino acids. The transcript is spliced from 3 exons. The record is from RefSeq and is a predicted model, not a curated record. Lineage: Eukaryota; Metazoa; Chordata; Actinopteri; Centrarchiformes; Centrarchidae.